Molecule: messenger RNA, 1929 nt
Organism: Anisakis simplex (herring worm)
Lineage: Eukaryota; Metazoa; Nematoda; Chromadorea; Rhabditida; Anisakidae
Source: the annotation of a GenBank genome assembly
AUGAAACUACUAAUAAUUAUUCUAAUAUUGACACAACUCUUACAGGGCGGGCCGCAUCAACCAAUCAAGAUGUCAAUAUUAGAGCAUGUUGAGCGUAUCAAAGAGGAGUAUAAUUUUUUACAACAACAACUGCAACAACAACGCGUUGAAAUUGAGAAGUUAUCGCAAGAGAAAGAAGCGAUGCAACGACAUUACAUGAUGUAUUAUGAAAUGAGUUAUGGCCUCAAUGUGGAAAUGCAUAAGCAAACUGAAAUUGCUAAACGGUACAAUGCAAUUCUAUCGCAAAUUAUCCCUCUUCUACCAGCAGAGCAUCAGCAGUCAGCACUUGCUGCGAUGGAUCGUGCUCGACAAAUCAGUAUGGCUGAGUUGCAUCAGGCAAUUGGAAGUCAAAUGCACGCACAUCAGCAAUUGGCAAUGAUACCAGGAAUGGCUAUGGCAGGUCCAAUGAGUUUAGCAGCAGCCGCACAAGGACCUUUCCAUCCGUCGGUAGCAGCAAUGGCUGCAGCUGCGCAAGGAUUAGCGAAGCCGGACGAGAAGAAUGACGAACGGAACGCAAGUCGAGCUUCACGGCCUCGUUCAUCCACUCCAGAUACCAAUCAGAAACGGCCGAAGGUGGAAUCAGAAGAUGGGGAAGGUGAAUUAGAAAUCGACGUGCAGAACGAUGAUGCGACAGCAACGAAUGGCGUUAACUUGAAAAAAGACGGUCGUGAGAGUGCACAUUCUGUUUCAUCCGGUGACUCAACACCAUCUGGUAAAGCGCGUAUGGCGAAUGCAUUAGCCUCAGCCGAUAUGAAUGCAAUGGCUAGCUCUUUACUGGCAAAUCCUGCACUUGCAUCAUUUGCUGGUAGAUCUGCAGCAGCUGCGUUGCCUGCUAUGCUUGAUCCACAUGCACAGGCUCGAUUCAUGGCUGGUAUGAGUCAAGCGAGUGCUGCUGGUAUGCCGAAUGGGAAGCCAUCGUAUGCAUUCAAAACGACUGAAAGUGGCCAGUUGCAACCUGUCAACUUUCCGCAGGAUGCACUCAUUGGUCCAGGCAUACCGCGUAUAGCACGAAAGGUGCACGAUUUACAGCACGGUGAAGUGGUAUGUGCAGUGACUAUUUCUCAACAGAAUCGACAUGUUUACACGGGUGGAAAAGGAUGUGUGAAGGUGUGGGAUAUAUCAAGGGCAGAAACGUCGAAGAAUGCGAUCUCAACACUUGAGUGCCUGAAAGAUAAUUAUAUUCGAUCGUGCAAGUUAUUUAACGAUGGAUCAACGUUGAUAGUCGGGGGUGAGGCAUCCACAAUAACUGUUUGGGAUUUGGCUACAGAAACGGUGAAAGUGGAGUUGGACAGUGAAGCGCCAGCAUGCUACGCACUUGCCAUCUCUCCUGAUAACAAACUAUGCUUUUCAUGUUCAGCUGAUGGUAAAAUCAUCAUUUGGGAUCUGGAUAGCAAGAAAAUGAUAACCUGCUUACCGGGUCAUCAAGAUGGUGCCAGUUGUGUGGAUUUAUCAAGUGAUGCAUUGCGACUGUGGAGUGGCGGAUUGGAUAAUACUGUCCGUAGUUGGGAUUUACGUGAAAGAACCCAACUUCAGCAGCAUGAUUUUGCAUCACAAAUCUUUUCAUUAGGCUGUUGCCCCACUGACGACUGGGUUGCAGUUGGUAUGGAAAAUAGUAAUGUUGAAGUGCUGCACGUUAGUAAACCAGACAGAUACUCUUUACAUAUGCACGAAAGUUGUGUGCUAUCGCUAAAGUUUGCACAUUCCGGUAAAUGGUUUGUAUCAACCGGCAAGGAUAAUGUUUUGAACGCAUGGAGGACGCCAUAUGGUGCUUCACUACUUACCGCAAAGGAGAGUUCAUCAGUGCUAUCAUGCGAUAUUUCCUCGGAUGACAAGUAUAUCGUGACCGGCUCCGGUGAGAAGAAGGCGACUGUCUACGAAGUCGGAUACUGA